Messenger RNA from Leishmania braziliensis MHOM/BR/75/M2904, 8589 nucleotides. RefSeq lists its product as hypothetical. The record is from RefSeq and is a predicted model, not a curated record. The coding region runs from base 1 to 8589 and encodes 2862 amino acids. NCBI's taxonomy places the organism in Eukaryota, Euglenozoa, Kinetoplastea, Trypanosomatida, Trypanosomatidae. The transcript has a single exon. Gene Ontology annotation, biological process: viral DNA genome packaging.
AUGUCGUCUCUGGCGCCUUCCUCAUUCACUGGUCCGCCGACUGGGUCCUUUCAAGUGCUGUGGCCUCCGCGUGAUGACGUCAUCGCCGCUCCGCUCGGCACGGUGCCAGUUGACUUCUCCUCUCCGCUGCCAGUGCCUCUCAGCACGAGAGGCGACGAGCCAGACUCCGUAUCGCGAGCAGGCACUGGCAGCAGCAGCACCUUCGAUGGACCCUUCAGCCCCUUGGCGAUGGUAGGCGUGAUGCACCGAGGCAGCACCGGUAGCGGUAGCGGCGUUGGUGCUGGUGUUCUGCGCGGGUUACUGACGCCAGCAGGCUCUUUCACUGCAGCACAUCAGCAGGCUCGGUACCCACCGCGCCAGUGGCAAGCUCGCAGUACAUCGCCAUCUGCGGCGGUGCGAAACCCGCCCAACUCUUCUCUGUCUUCGAGUGCUGCUGCCACCGGUGCUCCCCCGGCUGCUGCCACGACCGCAUCCGGAAUCGCCUCUCCGCAGAGCCGAAACCCCGGGCCCAGCAGCCACGGCGCAACACGGCUUGUCAGCUCCCACGGCAUCCAAGACGAUAGCGCAGCGCCGCCAAGAUCGUCGCGCGCAAGCCUGCGUUGGGUGGUGGAGGAACCAACGCAUACCGGAGGAAGGGAAAUGGAUGGCACACUCGCUGCCACUCUCGGUCAAGUGAACGCCUCCGACGGGAGCGGCGACUGUUCUGCAUCGAUGCAGCCUUCCUCGGCACAGCUGACGCUGGCAGCGACAGUGAACUCGUCUGUCCCGCCUUACACGUCAAGAGUGUGGCAGGCGUCUACCACGCCGCCGUUUCAGUACCCACCGCAGGCACCUUGUACGGGUCACCGCGCCGACUGCAUCGGAACAGGUGGCAUUAGCGGUGAAAGGACCGCGUCCCCCCUACCCAGCUCUGUCGCGGCGGGCACCGCAGCUCUCAGUGGUGCGACGGAGGGUACAGCGCCGAGGUCAUGCGUGCCAGUGAUGCUGCCCACCUCAUCUUCGCUGUCGUCUUCAUCCUUGCCCAUGCGCCCGCCAUCCCACGCCGGCUUAUUAGCAGCGGCGCCGACUGCGGGGUCACUGCCCAUGACCUCUAUAAAGCGCAUUGCCACCGGCGCGGGGGCCGUCGGCAUGGGCAACGCGGUUGCCUGUGCCAUUCCAUCCCUGUGCGAUGCCUCCGUGGCCAGACUGCGACACUCAGAUCCAGAAGCCCGGGCUGCAGCUGCAGAGCUCGCAGAUGGGCAACAGCAGCCGCAACACUGUCAGCUUCAAGGGCACAUUGGUGUGGCUGUGGAUGUUUCAGCAGUGGUGGGCAGCUGCGAGGGGAGCGAUGGCGCUGGCAACAACCGCAGUCCCCGCCAAAGUCGACCGCGCGGGUCGGUGAGUGCAUCGAGCCACGCCUUCCGUGCUUGCCGUUCUCAGCAACCGUCGCGGCAGCUUGCUGAGAGCGGCAAGCACGUGGACGGCGAGGAGAAGGGUAAGCCAGCCCACCAGCGGUUGUGGCUCUCCCACGAUAACUCUGAACUCUCUGGCUUGGGCCCGAGCAGCAGUGCGCCCGGCGCCUUUUCGAUGGACUGCGGGCGCGACAGAGAGGCCCCUCCGUUUGUGGCGGCGCGCUCGUGGUCGUCCUCCCUGACGGAGAGUUCAUCACGCUCUCCGUUGGCGGCCUCGGUGGCGCAGUUACACGGCUGCCACACAGCCUCCACGGCGGCAGCGUUGGGUUUCAGUACCCAGACACCUCCGCUAGCUCUAGUGACAGUGCCUUCCGCAGCGACGUCGACGGCGCCCCUGGCACCCCCAGCGCUCCCGUCGUGGAAGCGAGGGAAGCUGCGGCGACUCGCCGCCCCAUCGCUCGGGGGUGCGGGUUUAGUUGGGCGGAAGCUGCCGCCUACCGUAUCGGCGGCGGCGUCGAUCAUUCAAGGCCGCUCUCCCCGCACACCGCGUAGCCAACGUGAAGCGCAUCUGAUGUCACUAAUGCGCGUUGCUCUCAUCGAUGCGAGGAGCGUGCGUAGCCACCUGGAGGAGCUGCGAGCUCUUCUCCCUAAGCAUCGCUCUGGCCCCGCGGGGGCGACAACGGCGCAGGACAUCAGUGGCGCCAUCGCCGGCAACAGUGAGUCUGCCGAGGCCACCUACCGCGCCACUGCCGCUGCCGCAGUCGACACCGGCCACGCACAACACACGGGCCCAAGCGGAGUGGCAGACGUUAGGGCGGGCGACGACGAUGAGGCAGGAGGGGUGGACAAUAUGCUCAAUAGCAGCGACGAUCCCGUGGGCAUCGUGGAGUGGACAACAGCCAUGAGCCCGGCCAGCUUCUCUCUUCGGCAGAAGGUGCUGAGAGACAAGAAGACUGAUGGCAUCGGUGGGGGUGGGGACGGUGGCAGCAAUAUUCUGCAAGCUCGCGCAAACGAUGGAAAGGCCUCUUCCCAGCUGCCGUGCUCACAGGGCUUGCACUGGAACGGCAGUGAUGUCGACGGUGACGGCAACAACGACGGCGACGGAUCGCCAGCGGCGACGUUCAACGUUAGAGGCCUCUACACAUCGUCGCUAAACGGCUAUCGGCAUCAGCGGCUGACGCGGCUUACUGAGCAGCACCUCAAGUCGCUAUGGCUGGGCAUCAGCGUCGUCGCUAAGUCGGUGUGUGGCGUUGCGGUUGAGGACUGUGCGCGGAUGGCGCUCGCACAGGGCCAGGCGCCGAUGGAUGAGCAGGCGCUGGGCUCGCCCUGUGAAAGGGGCGCCGCGAUGUCUGCAACGCCGCCGUCGCCGCCAUCUACCGCCGUGACGGCCUCGCCAACCCCAUGUGACCCACCGAAGCCGAGCAGCGCUGCCGUCACUGCGCAAGAUGGGGAGGCCACGACGGCUAAGAAUGCGUCCAGUGGUGCCUCGAAGCCGCUCCUGUCAGAAGACCCACCCGACACCAUCCCCUCUUUCCACUUCUCAAGCCCUGCGCUGGCAGCGGCACCGGCAGAGAGACGAACUCUCGCGUGUGGCGAGCAGGCGCCGACGACGGCCGCCACGAUGCGACGACUGGGCGGCCCCAUGAGGGGCAACCCAUCCUCGGGUCGCCACCGCGAUACCCAACACCGAUGUUUUGACGAGGCAGCGCUUCUGGACAGCGUCUCGGCGGGCGGCAACGGUAGUGCUCCCUCGUCCCUGCUUGGACGCACCGCCGUCUUGGCCGCUGCCGCCAACGGCUCUCCCACUGUAUUCACAGGCGACGAGGAGGGCUCGCGAAUGAGCUUCUCGUCUUCCACCGCGGCCCCCACCUCCCUGGCAAGGCGGACAAGCGCGUCCCCGAGCACGAGCACCGCCCUGGCACAGUGCACCUACUCGGACUGCUACCGUAGCGGCGACAGCAACAGCAGCAGCCACCACCACAGCACCACAUCCCCGACGUCGUUGUCGAAGUGGCGGAACACGUCCCCGUCUGGCACCAUCUACAUCCACAACACCAUGACAAGCCUCAGCAGCGCCGAGACGACCAGCGUGUUGGACGACGCCCCCAGCAGCAGUGGGAGCCGCAUGCACAACUCCAGCAGCAGCUCUAGCGCUCGCGGAGGUGGUGGUGGCUACGCUGUCGGUACUUCGGGCAGCGCGCUCUCGGGCUUGCCGAGGCCAGCGAUACCAACGACAGCGAUGACGGGCGGUGGAGGACAGUCAUUGUACACGCUUCCCUCCACCCUCCUCCCUCUCCCGGCGCUGCAGCAGGGUUCCCUGUCGCAGUUGGCACCGUCCACACGAAUAGGCGGCGCUGCCCCUCCCAAUAACUACAGGCCACCGCCGGUCGCAACGGUAACCCACCUCUCCCCUCCGCUGCAUCAGCCGCUCGCCCACGGCGGCACCGCUCCCACCUCAGCCCCGCCUACCGCAGUGCCUCACCACAGCCCUUCCAGCGCGUGGUACUCGGAGGUCGGCGUGGACGGUGGUGCCGCCGACAUCAGCAGUAGCUGCCCCCUUGCAGCUGGGACAUCAGGGUCCAUGUGGAUGCUACCGCUGCCGUCGCCCGUACCCCCUCCCCCACCGGUGGCAGUUCACCCUAGAGGCACCACCACUCGCGGCGGCGGCGGUGGUGCCUCUAGGGUGUCGGCCGUGGUACCGACUGUGCCGAGUGCAUCGUCCACCUCGUACGGGGCAGCGAACAGCGGUGCUGGCGGUGGUGCGUCUGCCUUACAGAGGCCGUGCGCGCGUUCUUCAGGCGUGGUGCCGGCGACGCCCUUCACCUCCCCACCCAGCGCGACGUCGACGCCCACGCUGCUGUUCGCCAUGCCGUCCCCUCCCGUCAAGGCACCGUUCAUCAAGGUGCAGCGAGAGGAGGUAGCUGCUGACACGACGCCUGAUUUGGACUCCAAUGCACGCGCCGGCAUCGUGCCGUGCGCUGCUGCCGUAGUGACAGCGGCAAUGAGUGCCAGCGGUACCGCGAUCCAUGCACAAGGCGAGGGCUGUGGGCGAGCACCGACCUCCUCGGCCCUACCACUGACAGGUCACGAAAGGCCUGGUGAAAUUGGCAUGGAGGCGCGCUCAGGAACCGCGCUCCCGCCCAGUUCCGCCGCGGCUGCUGCCGUGGUAAUGGUGGCUCAGGAUGAGAUGAGCAGAGCACCGCACAACGUUGGCGCGGCAGCGACACUGCCUCCGGCCAUUGCUUCCUCGCACGACACGCAGAUCGAGGGCGAGCGGAGCGAUGUGCCACCUACCUAUGGAUCGAUGGAGCUUAUUGCGUGCGAGAGACACGGCAGCGAUGACAUCCCCACUCCGUCCGGAGCCGCGCUGGUGAUGAUGCCGGACUCUCUCCUGACUCGGCAAAGCGGCGCCGAUACUUGCACCUACUACAGCCCAGUGCUCCGAAGCGCUGCCACAGGUACGGCAGCGACGUUCGCUCUUUCUGCGGAUGGGGACAACCAGCUAGAGGAGAGUAGCGAGAGUGACGGCGCCGACGCUGCGGGAAAGGCGCCUCACAAACUGCCCGCGCAUGCAGCAUCAGAGGGGGCGGCGAGGGCGGGGAAGGUUUCACGUGAAGAUGUGAUUGACGGUGCCGGCGCCUCUUCAGGAUUCUCGAAUGUUUACGAGUCAGCAGCCUCGCCGCCGUCGUUGCCACAGCGACAGAGUGAGCGUGGUGCGGCUUCUGCAGCUGCGCAUCCGUGCGUGGCACCUGCAAGAGGCUUGUCAUUCUCAUACGCAACCAUCUUAGCUUCACGGGCGGAGGCCGCCUCAGCCGUUGCAACAACGAUGACAGUCGCAGAGGCCUGCAUAUCCUCCUCUGCCCCUUCAGCAACACCACCGCCGCCCCCGCGAGCAGAACCGCAACCACGGCAUCGAGACGAUGGCCGAUCCUCCCCACCCCCAAUGCCGACCUCCGACUCCGCCCUUCACGACCUGCGCGGUGGCGAGGACGCGGAUCGAACUGUGAAGCGCAGCAGCAGCAGCAGCGGCAGCGGCAGCAGCAACAUUGUCGUGGGCAGCACCUUGCAGACACCCCCACAGGUGGCACUACCGGGGACCCCAACGAAGGAUCGGUCGUUGCAUGCGGUGCCUCAAUGGGCACAACUGCAUCCUCCGCAGACGCCAACAUCGACUACCACAUCACUGGAGACGCGCUCGGCCGAUAGCGCUGGCGUGCUGUGGAUGCAGACAGGGGAUGAGGAAGAGGUCAACGCGAUGAGUGCGCUGGCGUGCGCCGCAUCGCUGCCGGUCCAUCCCAGCAGCUCCGCGACAGACGAGCGCGAAUCAUGCCCGCCUCCCUUUCUGCCAACGCUGACCGAGCUGAUACGCACUGAAGUGGUUCACAGCACUCCAGCAACUGAAGCGAAGCUGCGCGAGGGGGCCACUCUGGCGAAGCAGUUCAAGGGAGAGGAGUCUGCAGCCGACACCCCCAGCUCUAUGGUCCCCUUCCCGACACUGCAGUCGUGGGCGGCACACGUUGGCAGGCAUGCCGGUCUCUGUAUCAGCUCGGCUGCAGCGGCACUCGACGUGGAGCAGAGCGAGGCUUUGACCACAAGUCUGCAGUUGUCUGGCUCGGUGUGCAUGCCUGCAUACGCGGACAGGUACACCGGCGAAGAUUGUGGUGGGGCAAGCGAGGCUAAGGAGGCGAAGGGGGACGUUGCCACGGACGAGGCUACUGUCAGGGACAGCGAAGAUGGCCGUGACCUGCUCUCCUUCUACGUGAACAUCGAUGCACAUGACUUGCCGAGUCCCUCUCAGUGUGCAUCUGCGCGUCAUCAAGCGUUGCAGCAACAUCAGCACCACCAGCACCAGCUGAUGCAGACUUGGUCUAGCAUCCUCACUAUCAGCUCCUCAGGGCACUCGGCUGCGACGGCGAGCUCACUUCGAACAACCCUCACAAGCGUGACGCUGAGUGCCAGCAUGGCGGCGCUUGGGUCACGACUGAACACGUCCUCAACGAUGACGUCUGGGUCCUCGACAGCGCUGCCGUCAGUCGCGGAGACCAUUCUGGGGAUCAGCGUUGCUGCCGGCGGUGGCGGUGACGUUGGCGCCGCAUGCGACACGGAUUUUGAUGCGCCGUGCUUAAGCACAACGUUUAACUCGACGUUCACCUCCACAGCAAGAACGCAGCACGUGCUGAGUCGGCUGAAGCCGUUGCCGCAUCUCUCACCGCCUCAAAACUACCCCUUCCCACUGCUGGGGGUGUCCUCGCCGUACGUGCUUGACUACAGAGGAUUCGAGGAAGACGGGGACGACGUCGACACGGACAGCUACACGCAAGACACCGAUGACACUGACCUGCUCGGCGCCGACCCAGAAUUUGAGGAUGAAGGGCGCCACCGCACUGAAACGCCCGUCUGUGGCGAGGCCAGCGGCGGCGGCUCUGCAUACGACGACAGCGGCGUAGAGGAUCGUGGCGCGGUCGCCAAGUCGGCAGCCUCGCCCUCACAGUGUCACGAGGACGGCAAGGAUGGCGUGGAGGCGUCACCGACACAACCGCUUCCGGAGAGUAGUACGAGCGAGGCGAAACCGUUCACUACGUUGGCCGGCUCCACAGCUGUCGCCGUUGCCGGAGCGUCAGGCCAGUGCGGUGCUGCGGCGCCCACCCGUCACGACAGGAGCAGUCGAGGCGGCAGAAGCGGCGUCAGCUCGCACGCCAUCAGGACGGCAGCAUUGGAAUCGCAGGCGCUGCCGACCGCGCCGUUUCCCGAGGGUGCCUCCCUCCUCACAGCCACCGUUGACGAUGGCGGCGCGAGAGGGACGAGUGCCUAUGCCGUUGUGACCUCAAGGGCAGCGCUGGUCCAAGCGUCGAGGGCGAUCGAGGAGGACAAGGAUGAGGACGACAACACCACCGAAGACGGCACUUCCUCAGCCCACCUCUCGAUGCGCUCUCUUGGGGUUCCGAUGGCUCAACUUCCAGCCCCUGUCGGGGCGGACUCGACAACGACAGCCGCCGACACAGUGACUACACUGGUAGGUAAGGGUGAAGCUAAUACCAUCUUGGAAGGUCGUGGUGACCCUCUCGGGAUGGACAAGGGUAUCCAGAUGGCUGCUGCAAUGGCACCCUCAGCGCAGGCCGCGUGCGACGUCGAGUCGUCAGAGUUGGAGGACGCAGCUUCGGUGGUGAUGGUGGAGGUGACAAGAGAACACACAGAGGAAGCGCUGACGGUUGGGGCAGUGACAUUUCUCGUGGCAGCAGCGGCGGCAGCUCCAAUAGCGCUAUUACAGACAUCACCCUCCUCACCAUCAUCGUCGUCUUCUGAUGCUCAUGCCACUCCCGUUCGUUGCUCGCACGAAAGCCAGUCGCGUUGUCCCCCACCCGCGUUGCUCGUGUCAGGGCCGAUAGACCGCGUCAGAGUUGACACCGCCGCCUUGUCGCCUUCAGCCGGGAAAGAAAAACUGAAGAAGAGGCACGACGGUGACAGACGCGCCGCAGAUGCAAGUGCUGUGCUCAGUGGUGCUUCACUCGAGACUGGUGGUGCAUUACCGAUCACAUCUACACCGCUUGCGGUGACGACGGCGCUUCGGGCAACGGGCGCCUCUGGCAGUGACGGUCUUAUCCCUUGCCUUCCCCCGGAGGCGGCAAGCAGCGCAGCGCCGGCGCGGGCACCUUCCACAAUACCGCUAGAGCCGCGUGAGCGGCCCUCACCGCCGUUACCGCAAACGCGGUUCUCUCUUCCGUCCUACUACCUCGCCCAGUGCGAAGACGGCCUUGCAGACGUCGCUGGAAGCCUCCACAGAUGGCAUGCAGAGACUUCAGCUUUUUUCCCAGAGACGGAAAGCGCCUCCACGCCGUGUCGGACACACGGUAGGCGGAACGGCUCCUCAGGUGGGGCAGCACACCUGUACCUCUCCAUAUCCGCGCUCGCGCGUCGCCGCGCACAACAGCGCGCAUUCUACAACAGCGCAGGACUGAGUGGCUCCGCUGCACUGCCACCCAUGAAGGCCACGGCGGUGGACAUGUUAUCGUCAGCGUCAGCGAUGCCUGUGUUGCCGUCACGUGCUAGCGCGACUCCUGAUGACACUGAGAAGGCAGCCACAUCUCCGACCUUGUCCAGCGCGGCGGCCGGCGCCACGCACAACGAUCGACUCUUGGGAUCAAUGGUACGCGCUUUGUGGCUCACUGGCGGCGGUGACGACGGUGGUGGCGCCUGCUGA